Messenger RNA from Vigna unguiculata (cowpea), 708 nucleotides. RefSeq lists its product as uncharacterized. NCBI's taxonomy places the organism in Eukaryota, Viridiplantae, Streptophyta, Magnoliopsida, Fabales, Fabaceae. The record is from RefSeq and is a predicted model, not a curated record.
AUGGGGCGCAUCCAGGCUAUGGCUAAUAGGAGGAGGAGAAGCGAUGCGGGCGCUGAUGAGAUUGCACAGGCAAUCCACAGGAUGGUAGAUGCCAUGCAGCCGGUUGCGGCACAGCCGAGAGCUUUGGUGCCACCUACUAGAGCGGUGACCAUGGAAGAUGUCCUGAAACAUAAGCCGUCAAAGUUCAACGGCAAAACUACUCCGGAUGAGGCCGAUGCUUGGCUCAGGGAGUGCGAGAAAAUAUUUAGAGUGCUUGCGUGUACUGAAGCACAACAGCUGAGCUUUGCCACGUUCCUGUUGGUGGGUGAUGCGGAGUACUGGUGGACGGGAAUGCAGCAGCAGAUGCAGACCCGUCAGGAGGAGGUGAGCUGGACGAGUUUCGGAACCAGAUUUCUGGAAAAGUAUUUUCCAGAUUCAGUUAAGCAUGCACUAGAGGCGGAGUUUCUCACAUUACAGCAGGGGAAUCAACUAGUGCAGACCUAUAUCGACCGCUUUGAGUACUUGGCGAGGUUUUACUCGCAGGCGAGCAUAGAGGAAUGGCGCUGUCGCAAGUUUGAGGAAGGCUUGAGGCAUGAGCUGCGCAGAGUCUUGGUGCCGUUGCGGAUCCGGGAGUUUCCAAUUCUGGUGGAGCAGGCCAGGACCGUGGAGAAGCUAGAGAUGGGACCUAGUCGGGUCGGGAGAGCACAGAAAAAUACUCCUAAGGCCUGA